Messenger RNA from Monosiga brevicollis MX1, 1146 nucleotides. RefSeq lists its product as uncharacterized. The coding region runs from base 1 to 1146 and encodes 381 amino acids. The transcript has a single exon. Gene Ontology annotation, molecular function: protein binding. The record is from RefSeq and is a predicted model, not a curated record. Lineage: Eukaryota; Choanoflagellata; Craspedida; Salpingoecidae.
AUGGUGCGGGGCGCUGGCGGGGCGAAGCGGUCAGCUGUCUCCUGGCUGAGGGUCGUCCUGCUAACUUGCUGCCUGCUCUGGCAUGGGGUGACGGUGGGUUUGGUGGAAGGUGAUGGUUUUCCCGGUUUGUAUACAGAUGUGGCGGGCAAUUUGUUUAUCAACGCGUCGCUGCGUGAAGGCGCACGCGUUUUUCUGGACGGCGUCGACGUCGCGGCGCAACUCGCUCAGCAGCAGCUUCAAGCGGCGCAGCAGAAGAACUUGCUGGAGACGCAAGCCGUUCUACUGGCGACGCAAGCCCGGAUGUUGGCUCAGCUGCAGCACCGCAUACCAGCCUUCGAUGCCCAGCUCGUCGCCGUCGGAGGCCGCAACAGCGUUUCCUUGGAUGAUGUGUAUCGCUUCGAUGGCACCAACUGGCACCCGGGCCCCAAGCUUCCGGUGCGGCGCCAUGCCCAUGGCGCUGCCGUCUUUAGGAAGCAACUGCAUAUAGUUGGUGGCUUUACGGAUAUGGAUGUUGACCCCUCAUCCAGUGUUUACCGUCUCGGGGGAAUCGUUUGGACUGAGGGACAGCCCAUGCCAACGGCGCGCGGCUACUUGGCCGCCGUUGUUUUCCAGGACCAGCUCUUUGCUCUGGGUGGAACUCGAGGCAGCACGCCACUCUCCCUUGUUGAAAUUUAUGAUGGGACGGCAUGGCGUGUGGGUACACCUAUGCUUGUGCCUCGAGCCGGUUUUUCGGCGGUCGUCUUUGAAAACAAACUUUUCGCCAUUGGCGGGGCACAGGAGCGAUCUCGCCUCGCCAACGUGGACGCCUUUGACGGGCUGCAGUGGCGCGCCAUGCCGCCCCUAACAACUCCGCGAGGGGCCAUGACGGCAGCUGUCUACUCAAAUCGCCUUUUCGUGGUCGGUGGCUACUCCGACGCCACGCUCGCCUCGGUCGAGGUUUUCAACGGCUCAGCCUGGAGCACGAGCCACCCCCUUCCUAGGGCAUGCCACUCGAUGGCUGGCGCUGUGUUUCAAAAUCGGUUUUACGUGGUUGGUGGCAAGGACACCACCAUCUUCGAUGAUUCACUCUCCCUUUUCGGUCCAGUAUGGCGCACCAUGGCGUCCUUGCCGGUAGCAUGUGAGCUGCUGACCAUCACCGUCUUUUAA